Messenger RNA from Tarenaya hassleriana, 3992 nucleotides. RefSeq lists its product as uncharacterized. Gene Ontology annotation, molecular function: nucleic acid binding; ATP binding; protein binding. Bases 47 to 3715 code for a protein of 1222 amino acids. The transcript has 27 exons. Lineage: Eukaryota; Viridiplantae; Streptophyta; Magnoliopsida; Brassicales; Cleomaceae. The record is from RefSeq and is a predicted model, not a curated record.
UCGCAGAAUCCGUGAGAGGAGAGACGCGAAAGAGGAAGCACGUCCAAUGGCGGACGAAAGCAGCAAAGGCGGAGACACUGUAGUAAUCAAUGUCCGUUCACUUACCGGCGAGUCGACGACUCUUCAGGUCUCUUCCGACAAGACGAUUCAUGACCUUAAGAUCGCCUUAAACCGGUCUUUCUCUCCCGCUUCUUCCUCUCCCAAUUUCCAUUUGUUUUUCAAGGGUGUGAAAUUGCGCUUGAACAGUAGGGUGGAUACUCUCGCCAUUCAGGCAGAUGAUUUCUUUGUUUUGGUUCCGUUUGCUAAGAAGGAAUGUGCACAGACCCAGAAACCCGAUUUCUCGGAAUCUUCCUUGAGCACAAGCUUGAACAGUAGGGCAGGUUCAAGCUUCUCAGACUCUGCAUAUUCUGAAAUGGUCAGCGAGUUUUCCAGUUUACGAGAUGAAAAUGUUGUAAGAGCAGAGAGCCAGGGAAUCGAAGAGAAUGGGGUCUUGCCUCACUCUUUUGGCGUUAAACGGAAAAGGGACCAAGAAAUCGGUCCGUACGAGUUCUUGAAGAGUGUUUCACAGUCUGAAGAGAAAAAUGCUUUUGAGGGACAAAAUCAAGUGAAGUUAGUCGAGGUUUUAGAGUCUGUCAAUUGCCUGACCACUCCGCGUUCUGCAAAAUGCUUGAUAUCCACGGAAACGAAUAGAAACCAUGGAGGUAGCUAUCCAUGUUCGUGUCCAGAGUGGUUGAAACUAUCAAUGGAAGCAUUUACAUUUUUGAAUCUAUUUACAUCUCUUCUUCAGUUACGAGGAGAAAAAAUCACAUUAAACCGUUUGGAGGAAUCACUUGCCCGAUUAGGGAAAUCGGGAAUUCGUAUUGGUAUUGAGGAUGUAAAGAAUCUCUCCAACAUCUGCCCCAAGGUAGUACGCCUUGUUACGGAUGACCUAGAGUCUGCAAACUACGAGAAUGCUAUUGUCAUAGUUGAUUCUCCGGACUCUGAAAUGGAUGGAGUGAAAAAAUAUUAUAAAUCUGAAUGUAAAUGGAUGCCACUGUCGAAGGUUCUUGAUUCAAUGAAGAAACGUGGAAUUUCCUUUAAGGCUUACCUUUCGGAGUCGAUCAAAUUGUUACUGUUAAAAAAUCGAAGUAAGAGGGACACGGUUGUUUCCUUGGAGGACAUGAUUACGUUAACAAAGGAAGGUAGAGUUUCAAGUAGAAAUGAAGCUAAACUGGCCAGCAAGUCCAGUUAUUUUCCGUCGGGGUCUCAUUCAUCUCAGAGCCGAUGUCAAAUGGUCAAUUUACAGGAAACAGAUCCUUUGCUACCUCCGGAAAUGGUUGAACAUCUCAGAAAUGGCAUCGGAUCCAAAGGACAGAUUGUUCAUGUUGAAGAUAUCCAACCCAGAAAAGCUGUCUAUGUUGAAAUUCCAGAUGAGCUCUCGGAAACCACUAAAUCUGCCCUGAAAAGUAUUGGCAUCAAUAAAUUAUACAGUCACCAGGCUGAGUCGAUUUCAGCCUCUUUGUCUGGGAAGAAUGUAGUGGUUGCAACAAUGACUUCUAGUGGGAAAUCUCUUUGCUAUAAUGUGCCAGUCUUUGAGGAAUUGGUCAAUAACCCAGCUUCUUGUGCCUUGUACUUGUUUCCAACAAAGGCCUUAGCUCAAGAUCAAUUGAGAGUGGUGCUCGAUAUGUCAGAAGGACAUGGAGCAAGCAUAAAUGUUGGAGUAUAUGAUGGUGACACUCCUAUGAAGGAUAGAACAAGACUUAAGAAUAAUGCUAGGCUGCUGAUCACAAAUCCUGACAUGUUACACAUGUCAAUAUUGCCCUUCCAUGGACAAUUCAACCGGAUUUUAUCAAAUAUUAGGUAUGUUGUAAUAGAUGAAGCCCAUACUUACAAGGGAGCAUUUGGCUGCCACACUGCCUUUAUAUUGAGAAGACUUCGACGACUCUGCUCUCACGUGUAUGGCACUGAUCCCUCUUUCAUAUUUUGCACCGCAACUUCCGCUAACCCUCGAGAACAUUGCAUGGAGCUUGCAAAUCUAUCUGAUUUAGAGCUUAUUGAUAAUGAUGGAAGCCAUUCCUCCCAAAAGCUUUUUGUUCUCUGGAAUCCCACAUCUUCUGCAAGAAAUAUAUCUGAAGAAAAUUCGAAACUCAUGACUGGUACUGGAGCUGAUUCACAUAGAACAUCAAGCCCAAUCUCUGAAGUUGCACUCCUUUUCGCAGAGAUGGUUAGGCAUGGGCUUCGUUGCAUUGCUUUCUGUCGGUCUCGCAAACUUUGUGAACUUGUUCUUUGUCUUACGCGUGAAAUCCUAGCAAAGACUGCCCCUCACCUGGUUGAGGCCAUAUCUUCAUAUCGCGGAGGCUACACUGCUGAGGACCGAAGGAAAAUAGAAGGCGGUUUAUUUGGUGGGAAGCUUUGUGGUAUUGCUGCAACAAAUGCUCUUGAAUUAGGCAUUGAUGUCGGUCAUAUUGACGUAACUCUGCAUUUAGGUUUUCCCGGCAGUAUCGCUAGCCUUUGGCAGCAAGCGGGCAGGUCGGGAAGACGAGAAAGACCUUCACUUGCUGUAUAUGUUGCAUUUGAUGGACCACUCGAUCAAUACUUCAUGAAAUUUCCUGAGAAACUCUUCCGCAGCCCAAUUGAAUGUUGCCAUAUCGAUUCUCUCAAUCAACAGGUCCUCGAGCAACAUUUGGUGUGUGCUGCUCUUGAGCACCCGCUGAGUUUGCAGUAUGACGAAAAACACUUUGGUUCCGGCCUAAGCAAUGGCAUUGCAGUACUCAAUAACAAAGGGUUUUUGAGCUCUGAUCCAUCCCGGGAUUCUUCUGCUAGAAUAUGGACCUACAUUGGUCAUGAGAAAAUUCCGUCACAGAAGAUCUGUAUCCGAGCCAUAGAGGCAGUGAGAUAUAUAGUUAUCGAUAAGAACAGUGAGGAAGUUCUUGAUGAAAUCGAAGAAAGCAAGGCUUUUUUCCAGGUAUAUGAAGGUGCUGUGUACAUGAACCAAGGGAGGACUUAUCUGGUGAAGAAACUCGAUACGAAAGAAACAAUCGCCUUUUGUGAAAAAGCGAGUGUGGAUUAUUACACAAAGACACGGGAUUACACCGAUAUUCACGUCAUGGGCGGCAACAUUGCUUAUGCAUACAAGGUUCCAAGGGACCAAAUUCCUGAAACAACAGCACAAGCUCAUAUUUGCAGGGUGACAACCACUUGGUUCGGAUUCUAUCGUGUUCGGAGAAGAACGAGUGAUGUAUUUGACGUCGUUGAUCUUUCUCUCCCGAGUUACUCAUACGAAUCACAGGCUGUUUGGAUUCAAGUCCCACAACCUGUAAAAUCAGAAGUUGAGAAGAUCUUCUCGUUCCGUUCGGGUUUACAUGCUGCUUGUCACGCCCUUCUGCAUGUUGUACCUCUUUUUGAUAGAUACGUGAGAUGCAACUACUCCGACUUGGCCCCAGAAUGUCCAAACCCGCAUGAGAAACGGUAUUUUCCUUCGAGAAUCUUAUUAUACGAUAAGCAUUCGGGAGGAACAGGCAUCUGUUCCAAGAUCCAACCCUUCUUCACCGAGAUUCUAGAAGCUUCUCUCGAUCUCCUAAUGUCCUGCCGUUGCUCUUCUGAAACCGGUUGUCCUAACUGCGUCCAGAACGUUGCUUGCCAAGAGUACAAUGAACUCAUACACAAGGAUGCAGCCAUUAUGAUCAUACAGGGCGUUUUGGAUGCGGAGAAAUCGUAUUUCGGAGCAGAAGCUUGAGAGGCGCUCUCUCAUUUUCUUGGGCCAUGAAUGAAUGGACUGACAAAAAUAGUGAAGUAAAAAGUUUCUCUGGUGAAGAAGAGAUGUAGCUUAGGUUAGGGAUAUGGAUAAAUAUCCACAAGUUCAUAAUUUUGUGCUGUUUGUCCCCUUCUAUAUAAUUUAUCUACCUUGUACAGAUUUAUUUCAAUAUAAGAAUAUUAUAAUAUGAUUCAAACCAUUCCACGUGUCAUUGUAUGCUACAAGGUUAUAAAUGUGAAGAAAAAAAAUGAAUGGGCUA